AAAUACAAUUAAUAAGAGAACCAACUUGUUGUAUUUCCCACUAUUUUGUUUUAGGCAAAAGGAAUUUAUUUAUAAUUGUUUUUAAUAAACCCGGUAUAUCACCGUAACGAGUUUCUAGGGAUUUUUAGGUUUGUGAAGUGGCGAUACUAAUAAAAACAAUAAACCUAACCAUAACUGUAAUGUAGCUUUGUUUACUCAUUUUAAAUAAAUUUAUUGCAAAAUUUUAAUUUAGUAUAGGCAAAAUGACCCACUUGCCAAUGAGUCGAGUUAAAACAAUAAUGAGAAGUUCUGCGGACGUAGAAAGCGUUCAUAAAGAAGCAGUAUUGUCGCUUGCUAAAGCAACUGAAGGUUUUCUGAAAGGUUUAUCAAACGAGGUGUUUAGAAGUUCACGGCCAGCACACACAAUAACCUAUACACAUGUCUCAGACGUUGUUCAUGAUUGUGAGAAAUAUGAAUUUCUAAGAGAAAUAAUCCCAAAAAAAAUAACUGUGGGGGACUACAAGAAGUUACUACAGAAGGAAAAAAUAACAAAUGGGAAAAAUCAAGAUCCAGCAAAUAGAAGUAUUGUACAGUAAAUGCUUUAUCAACUUAAUGGUAAGAUAAAUAAAGAAUCGCUGUUAUUUCUUAUCAAUUAA
Molecule: messenger RNA, 635 nt
Organism: Agrilus planipennis (emerald ash borer)
Lineage: Eukaryota; Metazoa; Arthropoda; Insecta; Coleoptera; Buprestidae
Gene: Chrac-16
Product: chromatin accessibility complex protein 1
Exons: 2
Coding region: 243-575 (110 amino acids)
Cellular component (GO): nucleus; CHRAC
Molecular function (GO): protein heterodimerization activity
Source: RefSeq, a predicted model, not a curated record